Molecule: messenger RNA, 3339 nt
Organism: Ictalurus punctatus (channel catfish)
Lineage: Eukaryota; Metazoa; Chordata; Actinopteri; Siluriformes; Ictaluridae
Product: E3 ubiquitin-protein ligase DTX3L
Exons: 15
Coding region: 148-2895 (915 amino acids)
Biological process (GO): Notch signaling pathway; protein ubiquitination
Molecular function (GO): metal ion binding
Source: RefSeq, a predicted model, not a curated record
UCUCAACAACAAAUACUUUCAGUUUCGUUUCGUCUUGAAUGUGAAGUGAGAAUAAAGCAGAGAGGACACACUGAAACACACAGCUUUAAUCACCAUUCACUGUCUCUGUCUGAAACUAAAAGUGUAAAUAAAAAAGUUUUGUUAGUCAUGACAUCCGUGGAUGAAUCGAUGAAUUCUGAAGAUUCAGAUGCUACACAAAAUCAGGCACCCAAUCAGAAUCAGUGCAGAAAUCAAGCUCAAGACCAAACAUCGAUGAAAUCCGACCCUGAAAAAACCACACAGGGCCCUGAAAAUAUGGACAUGGACACUGUAGAGCCUGAACCUACACCAUCCAGCAGUGGAAAUCAAGCACCAUCACCUGACACCACUGCCAUUACUACACAACCUAGCAGUAAUCACACCCAACAUCUUCACCAAAAUCCUCCUGGACACUACCAGUAUCAGGACUUGGGUACAGCAGAUCCAAGAGGAUCAAAUCCUGAGAGUUUACCUGCUGCCCAGAUUUCUUCAAUACAACAGCAAGACCAGAUGAACUCACUAGAACUUAGUGCUUCUGCUACAGACGAGGAAAUGCUGAAAAGAACUACAAAUGCUGGAGGUCCUCCAGAAGACCAGGAAACAGACCUGUAUAGAUCACCUGAAGAAAUACAGAAUCCUGCUGCUGCUGCAGAUGUUACAGGUGUUAUAGAGACGUCCUCAUCAGCAUCUAAGAGUUCUGAUACAACACACAAGAAACGUCAAAUAAACCUCCUGAGGGGAAAUUCUGUUAAUGAGAAGAAGGAUACAACAAAUCAUGAUGAGCGAAAACCCUCAGCACCUCCAGAUGUUGCAAAGGUUUAUGUGAAAGUGGACUGGCUAGAUGAAAUACCUAAGAGAUGGAAAAAUCACCUGCAAAUUGCUCUUCAGACCUGGUGUAACUCUGAACUAAAAGAGAAAUGCAGUGUUGAUGUAGUUCAGCUUGUAGGUGAUGAACGCACUGCAGAGGUGGAGAUAACGCCAUCAACUGCUUUGAAGAAUAUAAAAACUGGCAAAUUAACAUUCAAGCAGCUUGAUAAACGUGCCACAGUACACUUCCAGGACUAUGAACCACCGUCUGUGGAUACAGAUUCCAGUCCAAAGAUGAACAAGGAUGUGACUGAUGCAGAAAAAAAUCUAACUGAGUCUUUAAAGGAUGGAAGAGCAGCUUCUCAUUCCCCAGAAAACACUGACAAGCCAGGAGCUUCACACCCCCUUACUCUGCCUGUCUUUCAAUACUGGUACCUGAGUCAAGCUUACAGGAAGGAGUUGGACCUAAUUGAGAAUGAGUUUGGAGUUAAAAUAAAUGCAGAAACUUCAGUCUCAUUCUCUGCUGAGAAAGCUAAUGAGAAGCGUGAGAGUGAUUCUGUGAGCAGAGCUACUCAGGCCUUUACUGCUCUUGGCCAGAAUGCUAUAAAGAAUCUCAAAUAUGUUUCUGUCCCUCAAACACACAUGGAGUCUGACAUUAUGAAAGAGACACUGCGUAUUAUUCCAAAUGAACAGCACAAGAUCAUGUUAAGCAUGUCAGCAAAUAACUACCUGCUGUCUGGACCAGAACAAAUUACAUCAAUGGUUGAGAAACGGUUAAAUUUGGAACAAACAUCAUUCAGCUACAACAAGUCACACAAUAUGGAGACUGACCCCAAGCAGUGGGGGACACCAGGAAAUUGGAGUUCAACACAGACCUCUCAGACCUUGGACAUGGACAUCAGAGACACUCAAGCUCCAGUCGAGAUGGAUGAGGCACACUGGAAACUGAUGAUGAUUGCGUUUGAGAAGCAGCUUUCUGAGAUCCAAAAUAAAUAUGGAGUCCGGUUUGAUGUUGAAUCUGUCCGAGGCUUGUUUAAGGUGUCAGCACGGUCCACAGGAACUCAUCAGGUCAAUCUCGAAACUCACGCCCUCAGAGCCUUAACUCAUCUCUACCAAAAGGUAGUUACAUCAGCGGUCACCUGUGAUCUUAAAGAUUCUUCCUACACUGAGAAGGUGUCCCAGGCAUUUGAGAGAAUUCGCUCUCGACACAGCUGUGUUGGUGGAGGAGAUAGAAACGGAAGCUGGAAACUUUUUGGACUGCCAAAGCAUCUCGUUCCUGCUAUAGCUGACAUUGAGAAGAUUGUUGGACAUCCAGUAUUUGAUGACAAGACGAAGCAAAUGCUCGGAUAUCCGUGGGAUUUUCCACAGGCAAGUGGGUUUCAGAGGGGACAGAUGGGGAUGGAUGUAAUGAGAGGGGCACAUGGUACUGACCUGAGAGGUGGAAAAGAGAAUUUUGAUUUCAACCAAGGGAUCCAAAAUAAAGCAAAAGAAAAUGUUAAAGAAAAAGAAAGUGAAGAAGAUAAAUGUCCAAUUUGCCUGGAUACAUUUAUUAAAAAGACAAAACUGGACUGUGGUCAUGAGUUCUGCAAAGAGUGUCUGAAAUUGACAAUAAACAGCAAUGGAGCAAUUUGCCCUUUGUGUAAGAAAAUCUUUGGGAUAUUAAAAGGAAACCAGCCUAAAGGAAAAAUGGAGGUCCAACAUCACAAACAUACAGACCUACCUGGCUUUCCUCGAUGUGGCACAAUUAUAAUUUCUUACCACAUACCAGAUGGUACUCAGACAAGUGAACAUCCAAACCCUGGAAAACCUUACUACGGGACUCAUCGCACUGCGUACUUACCGGACAACGCUGAAGGAAACCAUGUGCUGAAGCUGCUGAGAAGGGCUUUUGAUCAGAAACUCACCUUUACUGUUGGAUUCUCCAGAACAACUGGAGCAGAUGAUAUGGUUAUCUGGAACGACAUUCAUCACAAGACGAAUACACACGGUGGCCCACAAAGUUAUGGCUAUCCAGACCCUGACUACUUACAAAGAGUGAAAGAAGAGCUGAAGGCCAAAGGCAUCGAGUAAAGAUUAAAAAUACAGAAUUCUGAAUUCAUAUUUUACUUUUUGCUUGAAUACUUUAAAAUACUAUUUCAAAAACAAAAAAACGAACCAAAAAAAAAAAGAAAGACAUUGUAAGUGGCGUCAUUAAGAAAUGUAUAGGAAAAUACUUACGUGAAUGUGACUUCUAACAGGGUGUAACAUGCCUAAUGCAGAUUAUUAUUAAGGUGAUUAUUAAGGUGAUUGUUAUCUUGAAUAUAUUGUUUGGUAGAUUUGAAGGAUUUCUGGUUUCCUUUUAAUGAUGUUUUCUGUGCCUGAUAUUCUUGAUGUAUGACAGAAAUGUUAAUGCGUCUUUCUAUAAAUAAUUUGCUUUUGUUUAGCGGUUUCAGAUCAUCUGUGUGAUAUUAGACACUGGAAUGGUGGAUUGUCAAAACAAAUUAAAAUACAAGUAAAUCAUACAAAACAUGAAAA